Trichomonas vaginalis G3 is the source of this 483-nucleotide messenger RNA. RefSeq lists its product as uncharacterized. The coding region runs from base 1 to 483 and encodes 160 amino acids. NCBI's taxonomy places the organism in Eukaryota, Parabasalia, Trichomonadida, Trichomonadidae. The transcript has a single exon. The record is from RefSeq and is a predicted model, not a curated record.
AUGCCUGCUCCAAUUAUGAGCGAGCUCUUUAUGUGUAUUUGCUUUAUGGCAAGCAUAUCUAAAAAUGACGCUCAUUCAGCACUUGAAUGGGCUGUUCAGGAAGGACAUAUUCGCGAAGAUGGAUUUAUAAAAACACCAAUUCCGAAAUUCGGUUACAGUUUAGCUCAACAAUUUAACACUGUAUUCAGAAAUGACUUAACGUAUAAAAAAGAAAAUGGACAUUACUGUGUAUACGAUAAAGAAAAUAAUAAAGUAUUUGAUCCGCAAAAUAGAUUCGCAGAACCAAACAGUGCUUUCCCAUCCUAUAAAUGCAGACUGUGGAAACAUCCUGCAUGGAUGAAAAAGAGGUAUUGCGCAAGAUAUGUACGUGAAGAUGAAAAAGUCGCUCCAAACGGAAAGCCAAAGCAGUACGUUUGUUACAGAUGGGCUAACAUCAAUAAUAAAGAUGUAUGCAUCCGUUACAAACCUUUUGAAGAAGCAUAA